Molecule: messenger RNA, 1635 nt
Organism: Laetiporus sulphureus 93-53
Lineage: Eukaryota; Fungi; Basidiomycota; Agaricomycetes; Polyporales; Laetiporaceae
Exons: 7
Coding region: 209-1555 (448 amino acids)
Biological process (GO): NADP+ catabolic process; NAD+ catabolic process
Cellular component (GO): cytosol
Molecular function (GO): NADH pyrophosphatase activity
Source: RefSeq, a predicted model, not a curated record
CGAACGACGCCUUUAAGACGAACUUGAUUCGUCAGUCCGUCCCGACAGCCUCCACGGCAUGUCCGGUGACAUGGCCAAGCUGCAUGGCACAAAUAGGAUCAAUAUCUGUACAUGCGGACCGCUGAUCAGUUGGUGAUUGCCCGUCUGAGCGGGCCGCUGCAUAUAUACUAACAUCGGUCUUUCACCACUGCGUCCCCAUGCACCUACAAUGGUUCGGAGUGUCGUGAACUUCUUCGGCGGAUCGCCUCUGAAUCGUCUCUCGUGGCUGCGGACCUACCAGCCGUUCCUCAACUCCAUCGUAGGCUCCCCGGCCACGCGAUGGCUGGUCUUUCGAAGGGGUGAGCCGCUUAUGGUCACUUCGCGGAACACGCAGAAGCCAUCGCUCGCCCAAUUGAGCACUGCAGAUGUGAAGCCGCUGCUAGGUGCCGAGCCGUUCUUCGGGCAGGGACAAAACACCGGAGAGCACGGGCCCGGUGAUCUACUCCCUGUAGAAGGAGCCCGGUUCCACGGGCCCCCACUCGUAUUCCUCGGAUUGCUUGAGAAGACCCAUGCUGGUGGCACACACGCACUACCGUCGUCGGCAUUCAGUGCCAAGCAGGACGCAGACACGGUCCUCGCCAACCUUGAAGGCACACCCUACUUCUCGCUGGAUGCCUCAAACGUUGAACAGGACAAGCUUGAUUCAACGCUGCAUGGCUCCCAAGCAGGCAAGGAAGGCGCCGAGUUCGCUUUCGUGGAGGCACGGGGUGCGAUGGCUGGUUUCGACGAGUUCGAAGCCAGCAUCUUUGCUAUGGCUAGAACAAUGGUGGAUUGGAAUGCGCGCAACAAGUUUUGUCCUUCAUGCGGCUCUGCAUCAUAUUCGCAAUGGGCGGGCUGGAAACUAUCGUGCUCAAGUCUGCUUCCUUGGGCAGACACUGCUGGAAAGAAGCCUUGCCUCACAGCGAAAGGUUUGCAUAACUUCUCCCAUCCGAGGACGGAUUCGGUAAUUAUCACGGCGAUCGUGGACCAGGCCAACGAGAAGAUCCUGCUCGGAAAAAACAAAAACUGGCCUGCAAGAUUCUACUCAACCCUUGCAGGAUUUAUUGAGCCAGGAGAAUCCCUUGAAGAUGCGGUGAAACGAGAGAUGUGGGAAGAGGCCGGAGUGGAUGUAUGGGACGUGCAAUAUCAUUCCAGUCAGCCUUGGCCAUACCCAGCUAGUCUGAUGGUCGGAUUCUACGCAGUCGCCGAUUCGACGAAGGCAUUACAUACAGACCUCGAUAACGAACUUGAAGACGUUCAUUGGUACACACGCGAGGAAGUCCUUUCCAUCCUCAAACACGAAGAGGGCGCAUAUUUGAGCAGUAGGGAAUACCGCAAGAUGGCUGAGGCUCAGGACGAGCGAGACCAUUUACCGCAUCAGUCUGCCUCAGGAGCGGCGAACAAGCAAGAGAAUCCUGGCGCAGCAGAUGACCAAUUGGUAGUACCAUUUAGGAUCCCGCCCAUGACUGCAGUUGGAGGUAUUUUGAUCAGAGACUGGGCGCUUGGACUCGCAGGACCAGGAAUCAAGGAGGGAUAAGGGCAGUGACGACGUCCGAUAUCGACGAAUUUCAUGUAUAUAGUAUAUUGGAAGCAAAUGCGAUGAACUUGACACGUAGU